AUGCCUGCUGGAUCAGUUCUUGUCACCGGUGGAACGGGCUACAUUGGCUCUUUCACCACCCUCGCUCUCCUCGAGGCUGGCUACAAGGUUGUCGUCGCUGACAACCUUUACAACUCCUCCGCUGAGGCUCUCAAGCGCAUUGAGUUGAUCAGCGGCAAGAAGGCCGAGUUCGCUCAGCUCGAUGUCACCGACGAGGCUGGCUUCGACCGUGUCUUUGAGGCCCACCCCGACAUUGACAGCGUCAUCCACUUUGCUGCUCUGAAGCUGACCGGUAUCCAGGCCGUCGGUGAGUCCGGUGAGAAGCCUCUGGACUACUACCACGUCAACGUCUACGGCACCAUCUGCCUCCUGCGCUCCAUGGUCCGCCACAAUGUCACCAACAUCGUCUUCUCCUCCUCCGCCACCGUCUACGGUGAUGCCACUCGCUUCCCCAACAUGAUCCCCAUCCCCGAGGAGUGCCCUCUGGGCCCCACCAACCCCUACGGUAACACCAAGUUCGCCGUCGAGACUGCCAUCACCGAUGUCAUCAACGCUCAGCGCAACAACGCCAUCAAGACCGGUAACGAGGCCGAGGCCCAGAAGUGGAACGGUGCUCUGCUCCGCUACUUCAACCCCGCCGGUGCUCACCCCUCUGGUAUCAUGGGUGAGGACCCCCAGGGUGUCCCCUACAACCUGCUUCCCCUCCUUGCCCAGGUGGCCACCGGCAAGCGCGAGAAGCUCCUCGUGUUCGGCGAUGACUACGCCUCCCACGACGGUACCGCCAUCCGCGACUACAUCCACAUCCUCGACCUGGCAGAUGGUCACUUGAAGGCCCUGAACUACCUCCGCGCCAACAACCCCGGAGUCCGUGCCUGGAACUUGGGUACCGGCAAGGGCAGCACUGUCUACGAGAUGAUCCGUGCCUUCUCGGCGGCCGUGGGCCGUGACCUCCCCUACGAGGUUGCUCCCCGCCGUGCCGGUGACGUGCUCAACCUGACCUCCAACCCCACGCGCGCCAACAACGAGCUGGGCUGGAAGGCCGAGCGCACCCUCGAGCAGGCCUGCGAGGACCUCUGGCUGUGGACCCGCAACAACCCCCAGGGUUACCGCCAACAGCCCCCGGCCGAGCUGCUGGAGAAGCUGCAGAAAUAA
Messenger RNA from Aspergillus piperis CBS 112811, 1131 nucleotides. RefSeq names its product NAD-dependent epimerase/dehydratase family protein. Gene Ontology annotation, biological process: beta-D-galactose catabolic process via UDP-galactose, Leloir pathway. Lineage: Eukaryota; Fungi; Ascomycota; Eurotiomycetes; Eurotiales; Aspergillaceae. Gene Ontology annotation, cellular component: cytosol. The transcript has 4 exons. The coding region runs from base 1 to 1131 and encodes 376 amino acids. The record is from RefSeq and is a predicted model, not a curated record. Gene Ontology annotation, molecular function: UDP-glucose 4-epimerase activity.